GGAAAAGGAGUGGUCAUGUGACGUAUGGAUAGCUGCACAGCUAGCUAAAGUAUCUAAUCAUCAUUACAUUUUUUAACGCAGCAUAAUUUAAAUAAAUGUGAAUAUUAAACUUCCAGCAGAGUCAUGAAUGGGAGUACAAAUCCGCUCUUGGACAAAGAAGAACAUGUUUUGAAGCUCGGAGAGAGCUUUGAGAAGAGGCCAAAAUCGUCAUUUCACACCAUCAGAUAUGAUUUCAAACCAGCUUCAAUUGACACAAGCUGCGAAGGAGAGUUGCAAGUCGGUAAAGGAGAGGAAGUCACCAUCACAUUACCUCACAUUCCAGGCUCUACACCACCCAUGACAGUAUUCAAAGGGAAUAAGCGGCCAUAUCAGAAAGACUGUGUUCUUAUCAUCAAUCAUGACACUGGGGAGUACAUGCUGGAGAAGUUGAGCAGCAGUAUCCAGGUCAAGAAAACCAGAGCGGAGGGCAGCAGUAAGAUCCAGGCCAGGAUUGAGCAACAGUCGGUGCGUGCCACUGCCACCCAGCCUCCAGCGCAGUUCCGUGCCCCCACUAAGCCUGGUGCAGGCGCCAAGACCUCCCCCUCCCCUUCCAAGGACAACCCCUCCCCUGAGCCCCAACUAGAUGACAUCAAGAGAGAGCUGCGAGCGGAGGUGGAGGUUAUUGAACAAAUGAGCAGCAGUAGUGGUAGCAGCUCAUCUGACUCUGCCAGUGGCUCUGGUAGUGGGGACGACAGCUCCAGCAGUGAUGGGGAGCAUGACGCCCACCCCCAACCUGUCCCACUCCCUCUCCCCCAUAUCCAGCCCUCCCCCAACCGUAAUCCCAUGGCUAACGGAGGAGCAGACAGGCAACAGGGCAGCAACCAGCUGAUGAACACGCUCAGGAACGACCUCCAGUUGAGCGAGUCAGGCAGCGACAGUGACGACGACUGAACUGCCCCCAUCUACCUCUCAUUAUCAAGCCAUCUUGCUCUCCUCUUUCUUCUCUUUGCCUGGCUCCGUUGUUUUGCUGCUGUGGCAACCGACCCAACUGUAAAGUCUGGUUUUAUUGUAUUUUUUUAUAUCUCUUGAGAAACCCGGCCAACCUUGAGAUUUAAUAGUGUAUUUUUUGAUUAGCUGUAUAUUUUAUUUUGUAUUUUUAAAUCCUUUUACAUAUGAAAACAUGCUAAAGAAUGUAUAUAUUAGAAUGCAUAUAUAUAUAUAUAUUCUGUAGUUAGAGCUCCUAGUUGUAUCAACUUGUAUCACAAGUCUUUGUUGUUUUCUUGUUUCAUCACAAGGGGAGGGGCUUAUUUGGACUAUAUCGCCCCCAUCUUCCCUAUUUAUCUGGAAAUCAAAAGAAGGCACUGAAAGCAUUUCACCCAUUCUAUGUUUUUAUCAGAAUCAUGACACUUUCAAAAUCAGUCUUUUAAGAGGCCAGGAUGCAGCUCACAUCAAUCUAAGCUAUAGAGGAUACUAAAGGACAUACUCAUAUUUUUCAUGUAAAAUCAGUUUCAAUUGACCACUUACUAAAGUGUUUAGCUGGAAUAUUGACCUGUUCUGGUGAACAGGUAAAUGGUAGUAGAUGAACCUGUGUAAAUCCUUUACAUGUCAAAGCACUUUAGUUUAAUUGUAAUAUCAUCACUUUCAGCAGUUUCCACCUAAAAUAUUUUGCAUUGCUUUAACAGCACCUGUCUGACCAAACAGUUAAGUUCAACUAACAACCAGUACUUACGAGUUCAUCAUACCCUUUAUAGCUAAUAUUCGACUAUUUCCACAUCUAUCAUUCGACUUUCUGAUUCUGUCUCACUCAAUAGCUAGAUUGCCAUCCAAUUGGUGACAGAUUUUCAUGCGAUCAUUCUAAAAUCUGCAUUAAAACAACAUGUGCAUAUUCCCACCAGAUAUGUUUCCAUCAAAUCGAUGUGUUGCGGAUAACAGUAUGUGUGUGAUGACGUAGUGUACAUAAAUACACGUUUAAUGGGUUAAAGUUUAUCAUCAUUUAUUUCAUAUAGCCUAAUAAACUGCAUGCUUUCCGUAGUCGUAGUGGGAGGACCACACAAUAUCAUCACAUGACUCCAAAUUUAUUUCGAUAUUAUAUCAAUAUUUGCACAUGAAGGCGUUUCCACUGCCAUUUCUCGCAUUAUUAAUUUUACAGACACACUGUCUACUAUAUUUUGUUUUGUCGAAAUUUGGAAAGUUUACCGACAAAAAUGUGCUUUUUCCACCAGACCUGUCGUGGCAUUGUUUUAUCCGACAUGUACUUUACUCGCAUGAAAAGGUUGGAUGGAAACCUGGUUACUGGCCCAACCAUAUAUCACUGUCCCAAAUUUCCAACCGUAUAUCACUGUCCCAAAUUCCCAACCAUAUAUCACUGGCCUAGUUUCAGACCAGUGUAGACAUUUUCAGAAGGACCAAAGAAGCAAAACAAGUAGUUUUUAGAAUACAGACACCGAACUUCUAUUUUUACUUAGAAAUGCAUCUAUUUUCACUAGAUGUUGAGUUAUUCAUAAAAUGUAAACGCUGAUAUAAAAUGACCACUUGUUUUUUUUCAUCAGUUCCAUAUAUUCAACUGAUUUGGAGUGAUAGCAGUCACGUUGGAUCACAUCUUUUAAUUUAGCAACUGUUGUGACAGUGAAUAUCAUUUGAUACUCUAUAUCAUGUGCCCUGUAACAAAAUAAUCCCUAAUCCAAAAUAUCUUGAUGUAUCCCCCAUAGAGAUGUGACGUUGUGGCUGUAUCCCUGCCAUUGUAUCCCAGUGGGCACUCCACGUAAUUUAAACGUGGAAAUGUGGGUAAUAUUUGGUUGAGACGUUGAUCAAUGAAAUUUCAACCUUUAUUCACCCACUCAAAAAGUCAGCCAGAAGUUUGUUGAAUUUCCGAUAUGUUAUCACUAUGCAUUCAACCAUCCAAAUGCACAAUCAAAUUCCAAUUUGAAAAACGGUGAUUUCUAGUGUAGUUAUAAUCUAAAUGUUAUCACUGCGCUUUCAACCAUUUUAAACCACAAGGUUCAAAUGGGAAUAAAAUGUCAGAUAAUUUGUAUUUAUACAACAAUUUGAUGUGUUAUCACUGCACAAUUUAAUAGCACUACCAAAUGACCUGGAUUGCAGCUGAGACUACAUUAAAAUCACAUAGUACAAAGUGAUCAAUAAUGUUCGAGAUUCUGCUCAGAUUAUUAUAGCAAUUGUGAAGACCUCCACAGACCUGUGGUGUUUGAACAUGCACGCUUUCAAUUAUUACAGAAGACAUUUAUAGUUACUGUAGGCUAACCUCAAAAUGUGACCAUGGAUGUGUGUUACUCAUUUUAAGAUGGAAUAAAUACUGUUACAUUAGUUUGUAAGAUAGCCUUAACUUUAGGCUAUUUACUGUAUUCCAAAAGUCAGCCAAAUAUCAAUAUUUUAAAGGAUAUCUAAUGCUUGGAUGGUUUCAUCCUAUUCUUUAACUUUUAUUUUUUGGUUAAAUUGGAGACAUGAAUCCAACAUAUCAUUUGUUAACUUGUCGUCAAGUUAAUAGGCUAUUUACUGUAUUGCAAAAGUGAUAUUGAAUUGUGUUUUGUAUCAACAUUUGAAGGAGAUGUAUCUUUUUUGCCCUGAUUUAGUAUAGCUUUAAUUCCAAUUUGUCAACAAAUUAACAAUUUAUAUGUUGAAUUAAUGUCUCCAUCACAACCAAGAAUCAAAAUGAAAGAAUGUGACUAAAUCAAAUCAAAGUUUAAGUGCAUUUAAAGUCAGAUGUGAUUUAGUCCUAUUCUUUAACUUAGAUGUUUGGUUGAGAUGGAGACAUGAAUCCAACAUAUCAAUAAUUAAUUUGUAGACAAACUGGAAUUAAAGCCAGACUAAGUCAGUGGCACAGAUGGAACUAUCCAAUCAGAAGAUAAAUCUCCUUCAAAUGUUGAUAUUUGGUUGCGUUGACAACCAAAUACUAUUCAAUAUCCAGUUUGUCUACAAAUUAAUAAUUGAUAUGUUGGAUUUGCGUCUCCAUCUCAACCAAAAAUCUAAGUUAAAGAAUAGUACUAAAUCUAGUCAAACUUUAAAUGUACUUUACAUAAACUUUGAUGUAGUUCUAUUCAUUCACUUAGUCCUAGUCUGGUCAGUGACAAAUAUCAAAGCUAAGCAGGGCUGGGCUUGGUUAAAACCCUUGAUGGGAAACCAAAUUAAUAGCUGUAUAUAGAUCAACUCUCCAACAGAAGGUGCUGCUGAACCUAUUGGUUUUUUUCUGAUAGUGGAUAUGUCGUUGAAGAUCUGAUGUUGUUUCAAAAGUGCAAAUUCAACAUAUUUUAUACAAGGUUUGUCUAUGUUGAAAAUUGGUUACAACAAUGACAUAAUCUCGUUGAAAAUUGGUUACAACAAUGACAUAAUCCCGUGGUUGAAAUUCCACCCUCAAAAUAAGUUGACAUUGAUAGCUUUUUUAAAAAUCCAAUAUAUUUUCCACAUAGAUUCCAUGUCACAAAACAUUGACAAAUUUACGUUGAACCAACGUUGAUUCAACCAGUUUAUGCCCAGUGGGAUGUGUGUUCAUAAGGUGCUUACAUGGUAUUUAACUGGUGCUGUUGUGUGUCUGGGAAAUCAAGCAAGCGAUGUGUAUACAAAUGUAAUAUAAUGUUUUGUUAUCACAGCAGUUUGGAUCCAUGUAGUUGGAUGCUAUUUCCAAUGUGUGUCUCUCUGGCAUCCAGUGUUAUUUCUGACCCAUACUGUUUCUGUCCCAGUACAACCUCUCUUGCCACAUUUAUCGAGGUGGUUGACUUAUUGCGUUUAUCUCUAGGUUUUGUGCUUUGAGGUGUAUUAAAGUGUGCACAUGUAUUUAAAUUGAAUUAACGUUUUAUGUGUUAACCUCACAUCAGUCAACCAAAAUAAAGGAAGAAAACAGUCA
This is a messenger RNA of Oncorhynchus masou masou (cherry salmon), 4834 nucleotides long. RefSeq names its product ELL associated factor 1 (gene eaf1). Gene Ontology annotation, biological process: regulation of DNA-templated transcription; transcription elongation by RNA polymerase II. Gene Ontology annotation, molecular function: transcription elongation factor activity. Gene Ontology annotation, cellular component: super elongation complex. Lineage: Eukaryota; Metazoa; Chordata; Actinopteri; Salmoniformes; Salmonidae. The record is from RefSeq and is a predicted model, not a curated record.